Messenger RNA from Olea europaea var. sylvestris, 1413 nucleotides. RefSeq lists its product as uncharacterized. The record is from RefSeq and is a predicted model, not a curated record. Lineage: Eukaryota; Viridiplantae; Streptophyta; Magnoliopsida; Lamiales; Oleaceae. Bases 429 to 1151 code for a protein of 240 amino acids. The transcript is spliced from 4 exons.
CUUGCGCAAAAAUGAUUAUACAAUCCACAGAACAUUACCCGCGGGCUUAUUAAAAGAAGCAUGAUCCUCUACUAGUGGGACCCGCUGUGUAUCGUCCUUGCUCUCCCAGUGAAAUGCAACGAGAUUGUGCGUGACCCUUUAUCCUCAAUCUUCCAAAUUACUCUCAAACAUCAAACCCUUCCUCAUGAACCGUGAUGGAUUCAUGCUGAUCGUCUAACUGUGUCGAUUGAAUAGUCGAGCCAACUCCUCUGGAUUCAUUGCUAUCAUAGACAGGAAAAUUCCAGUCACAAGGAACCGCGGUUAGGGUUGCGGAGUGAAUUUGUAUAUUACGGCAAAUAUCAAUUACAUUUUAUUCAUUCAAUUUCAGCAACUGUCAGUGCCAGCAGCUGCAAGAAAAAUCGUUGUUGGAUCCACAGAAUUAGAAGACAAUGGUGGAAUCAAAAUCCAUUGGAGACCCUGUAUUUACAAAGGAGAGCCGACCUACUGGUGAACAUGCUGAGAUUUCUGACACCGAAAGACCCAUGCCUGGGUGUUUGCCCUCACCUUCUGAUCUCCAAUCUCCCAAAAGUAGUUCUGGGAAUGGCCAUAUUGUCUAUUUUCGUAGAAAAGCUGAAACUGAGUUAGGUAAAACAAGUUUUUGUGGCAAUCAAAGUGAUGCUGUUGACCGUCCACAUGGAAGGAAAUCUAAUGACCAGGGUGAUACAACUGAACAAAUUGCUGAGAUAAAGGAGCCUGCGACUUGUAUCUCAAAUUCUGUAUCAGUUCAGACGGUUUCUGCAUCAGGCUUGCCUGCAAAACAUUGUGUUUCUUCUCCUGGAAAGUCCAAUAAUAUCUCAUCUCCGACAAAUAUUAGCUAUGUUCGUGUUAAUUCUGCCAACUCUCUGUUCCCAAAGAGAGCGAAUUUUAAGCACUGGACAGAGCGAUAUUGCCAAUUGCAGAAUUUAUUAAAAAUGGUGGAUCAACCAGAUCGAGAUGAUUAUGUUCAAAUGCUUCGUUCGCUUUCUUCGGUUGAGCUUAGCAGACAUGCUGUUGAGCUGGAGAAGAGGUCAAUUCGGCUUUCCUUGGAGGAAGCAAAAGAGAUGCAACGGGUUCGCUUGUUUGACGUGUUGGGGAAGCACCCGAAGAACUUGAGAGCAUCUUCAGUUGAGUAGCAAUGGAAAACCGAGGCUUGUCUCAUAGACCAUAUAAGUGUACUUAAUCAAUCCUUGUAUACAGUACAUAACAUGUUUGUGUUUUUGCAUUAGACUAUCAUCAGUCCUCAGUAAGCCAUUUAGAUGUAGCAAAUUUUGAAUUGUAUAGAUUACAAAAGAAUUACUGGCUUUAUACUGCAAUUUUCCGGUAUUUCUCCUUGCUGCUGAUAAAUUUUCCUCAAUUUCAUUUCGUUUAAGAUAUAGAGAAAAUGACUUGGUUAGG